AUGAGCCAGGCCCAGCCAGUCCGCGGCGGCGACGUGUACCCACCGUCCGCCGCCGACGACCAGGAGGCACGCCGCGAGCGAGACAAGAUCAUCGGCCAACGUCAGCAGCAGCACGAUGGCGGCCUCCAGGUCACUGAGACUGACCUUCCCGCCGGCAGAUGCAUGGUCACCGCCAGCGCCGGCGGCCAGGUGAUGUCACAGUUAACCGUCCCUGUGCCGGACAGGAAGGUCGCGGAGGCCACGGACGCGGUCACCGUCGGCGAGGCCCUCCAAGCGGUGGCGCUAACCUCGGCGGGCGACAAGCCGGUGGACUUCACCGACGCGUCCGCGGUGCAGGCCGCGGAGAUUCGCGCUACGGGUCUGGGCGGGAACAUCCCCGGCGGGGUGGCGGCCGCCGCGCAGCAGGCCGCGGAGACGAACAUGAAGCUCGAGGCGCGCUGCGAGGACUGCAAGGUGAGGCUCAGGGACGUGGUGGGCAAAGCCGCGGCGGUGCUGCCGGCCAACAAGGUGGCCACGAGGGAGGACGCCGAGAAGGUGGCGGCCGCCACGAAGCGCAACGCGGGGAGGGGAUGCGCUGGCAGCGGCAAGGCCGGUGUCGCCGAGGCGGUGGCGGAGGCCGCCGCCAUGAACGAGGGGAGGAUGAUGUAA
Phragmites australis (common reed) is the source of this 648-nucleotide messenger RNA. Its product is annotated as late embryogenesis abundant protein D-34-like. Lineage: Eukaryota; Viridiplantae; Streptophyta; Magnoliopsida; Poales; Poaceae. The transcript is spliced from 2 exons. The record is from RefSeq and is a predicted model, not a curated record. The coding region runs from base 1 to 648 and encodes 215 amino acids.